Messenger RNA from Nymphaea colorata (pocket water lily), 1484 nucleotides. RefSeq lists its product as uncharacterized. Bases 259 to 1092 code for a protein of 277 amino acids. The record is from RefSeq and is a predicted model, not a curated record. The transcript is spliced from 2 exons. NCBI's taxonomy places the organism in Eukaryota, Viridiplantae, Streptophyta, Magnoliopsida, Nymphaeales, Nymphaeaceae.
CGUAAGAGAGAAACAAGCGGCAAAAUCAACCGUCGUUCCUCCUCACUCUCCCCUCCUUUGUUCAGCUUCGCUUCCUCCUCAUCCCCUGCUUCUCCCUCUAUUAGUCCUGCUUUUCCUCACCAUCCUGUCUGGUGAGAAACUUUAUUCCGUGGAGACCGCUGGAUGUGAUCGUUUCGUGUUGUCAUUAUUCGUUUUCGGUCUUCUCCGGUGAUUGGAUUCGAAAGCGAGUCCGGGAGGGUUCCCGUGGGGUUUUGGGAGAUGCGUGAUCGGUGGGGAUCGCGGGAGACGCCGGCGAUGAGCUCGAUGACGGCCAAACAGAGAUACAGGAAGCCGCCUAGAGUAGGCAGUUUAGGCUACUGGAAGCCAACGGUUCCAUCUUGGGAGAAGGAGUUCUGCGCCAGAGUCUGCUUCAUUCCUUGGUCGAAGGUCUUGGAAACCAAGAAGGUCAUGUCCUUAUUCGCGAACGUGGUUCAGUGGGACGAUUCAGCUGGAGAAGAAGCGUUCACCAACGCCAAGAAGCGUUUCUGGGCUAAGAUCAACGAUCUGCCCUGUGAUGUCUCUCUUCCUGACCCUGACAUCUUCAUCGACAGAAUCGACUGGGACUCCGUCGCCGCCGGGACCGACCCCGAGCUCCUAAACUCUAUGGAGGAAGAAAUCGGAGAGGGAGACAGGCCGGAAGUCUUGAGCAUCAUCUGGGAGAAUCAAGACAUCAGUGCCAUCCCUUGUUCGGGGUGGGGCGAUGACAACGACGACAAUCAAGUCCGGGCAGCGGCGAUGCAGAGCAAGGACGGAAUAUUCGAUUCGAACUCAUGGGAUGGUCGCGAGAUUCCACCUGAUGAGGACAAGGGCAACGCUCCGAUCCCCCGUUCAGGUUGGGGCGACGAUUGGGCGGUUAACAACCAUGGUGCCGCAUGUGGCUGGGGAGAAGAGUUCGACGACUGGGCGCCAGAGAAGUACCAUCAAGAGAAUCAGAGCCUUACUGAGUUCCGCGACAACGACCAAUCGUUACGGGCAAAGCGGAACUGGGCCAAUGGUAACGGGAAUGGCCGGAGAAGAGAAAGGGGGCAGGGAGUGCGGGCCUUGUUGGCAUAACAAAACCACAAAGUAUCGGCCUUCUCCCGGCCAGGCGCUCCUGGAGAGCAGGGGAGGAGGACGGUGGAAUAGCAGUAAGCGGAAGGGAAUGUGGUCGGGAAGUAGUUAAACCUGAGAAUAAAAGGUGAUUAAGGACCAUGGCAAGGUCUUUUUGUUGAUGGGGACAGCAGAAGCAGAUUCUCAAAGAGGCAGUAUCUGUCUUUUCUCCUCCUGCAGACAUAAAUACAUUCUUUAUUCUUGCCAUAAAUGUAUUCAAUUUUUUCUAGUUGUUUUUAUUGCUUUGGGAUUUUUAGGACAAUCAGAGAAGAAAAGGCCAGGAGGGUAUUCAAAUUCAAUCAGUCCCUCUUCUGUUCUGCAUCUCUGUUUUCUGCCCGGCCGGAAAAGUUGGGGGC